AUGACAUAUGAACCUGAAGUGUUAGACAAUACCUCAAGUUCGAUUGAUACAUAUAAUAAUGAUUUACUUGUGGUUCCCGAUGAUAGUCUACAGUCAGAAUGUAAUAGUAGCAUGAUUGGAUGUUCUUCAGAAGUCGUCUCAAAGAACAAACGAAGGGCAAACAAUGGUGAGCAUGAGGAAGACAUGUCGAAAAAAACUCGAGCAUGGGGUCGAGUACAAGAUAACAAUAAAAGAACAGGUGCAGAACGAAUGGAGUGUGAAUAUGAAGAAGAGAUUUGUGAAAUAGUUGGUGAUAAUCCCGUGUAUAAUGAAGUCUACAGUUCAGCCAAUAGAAAAAGAUCCAGUACUCUUGCACGACAAGAGAAAGCCGAGCAAAAUAAGAAAAGAAGCGACACUUUAGAUAAUCUUGUUGAAUUAUAUCAACAGACACGCAACGAAACAGAGAAUAUAACAACAGACUGCUGGCUAUUCUUGAACGACUUGUAG
This is a messenger RNA of Paraglomus occultum, 486 nucleotides long. The record is from the annotation of a GenBank genome assembly. Lineage: Eukaryota; Fungi; Glomeromycota; Glomeromycetes; Paraglomerales; Paraglomeraceae.